Messenger RNA from Liolophura sinensis, 5767 nucleotides. RefSeq names its product gem-associated protein 5-like. Gene Ontology annotation, cellular component: SMN complex; nucleus. Gene Ontology annotation, biological process: spliceosomal snRNP assembly. The coding region runs from base 2 to 5485 and encodes 1827 amino acids. The transcript is spliced from 27 exons. Gene Ontology annotation, molecular function: mRNA 3'-UTR binding; protein binding. The record is from RefSeq and is a predicted model, not a curated record. Lineage: Eukaryota; Metazoa; Mollusca; Polyplacophora; Chitonida; Chitonidae.
CAUGUCUGUUAAAGUUCUACCGGCAUCUCCAAACUGGUACAGCAGCAAAGUAAGCGAUGUCAGCAAGGACACAUUCGUGUUCGGAGCUCGUCAGAACGUGUACGUGUAUCGGCUGCACGGCUCCCACCUCGUGCAGGUGUGGGCAUUUUGUGGUCACAGAGAACGUGUCACCUCUGUCACGUUGUGUCACGCAAGGGCGUCGCUGUUAAGCUGCUGUAGCGCCGAUGAAGAUGGCAAGGUCAAGCUGUGGGAUGUGGACAGCAGAGCGGUGCUGCAGGAACAUGAGUAUCACAAUGUUCGAGUCUCUGCCCUGUCAUGGUCCCCCUUGGAUGAAGAUUUAAUUGUCUCAGGGGAUGAGAAGGGAGCCAUCGUCAGCUGGAGGCUCCAGGAGAACAGACACAUGAUGCUUACACCGGAGUCGGGGCAGGGGAUUGUGUCGUUGGCAUGCUCUACGCAGAACAGGGAGGUGUUGGCUGUUGGAUACAAGAAUGGUCUGAUUUUAUUGGUGUCACUGGCGAACAAAGGGCAUGUAAUCCAUCGACUGAGAGGUCAUGAUGACGAAGUUCACUCCCUUGCUUGGUGCAGCUUUCCUGGAGAGGACUUUCUGUCGUCGAACAAGAGGGAUAACUCUCACGAUGACGAUCCUCCAGGCGAUGCGUCAGGAGUCGUACCCGGGGGGUGCCUGUUGGCCUCAGGCUGUAAGAACAGGACAGUUGCAGUGUGGAGCACAGCCCAGGGGAAAGUGCUGGAGACGUUCAAGCUCCCAACAACCACAGGGUCACGGCGCGAGAGGUGGGACGAGCAGGGCAGGGGAAGGAUCUGGGUGACUGUGUGUUGGCCACCACACAGCAGAGCACAGUUUAUCUCCAGCUCUCACAAUGGAGACCUGCUACAGUGGGACCUGACGAAGACCGGGAAGACGAAGUGGGAGCUUUUCAACACACGGGCGUCUGUAAUCCCUGGUCAUUUCCGCAUCGUCUUUAACGUAAGCUGCGGAGGAGAGGGGAAUGGGCUGCUUGUCUCUACUUCCAUGGACAGACAGAUCGUUGUGUGGGACCUGGCUUCGCUCACCCCCAAGUUUUGUCUGCCGACCCUAGGAGGAUUUGUCUAUGCUGUGGAGAGUUCACCUCUCGAUCCCGGUCAAAUUGCUGUCGGUGUCGGUGACAACCUGAUUCGUGUUUGGAAUAUCAGCGAUCAGAUGAACCCGUACAAGGUGACCUCUCUCUGGCAGGGCAUCAAGUCCAAGGUCACAGCUUUAAGCUGGCACCCAAGUAAGGAAGGCCUGUUAGCAUACGGGACUGAUGAUGGACGGGUGGGCAUAUACCAGACCCUCUCUAACAAGCCUCCACAGUUGUCCAGUACAUAUCACAAGAAGACAGUGUAUGUCAUAAACUGGGGACCACCCUGUCCUGCUCUAGACCCCAGUGCUAGUAGCCAGACACCCCUGUGUGUGUACAGUGUCGGGGACGGACUGAUUAAGGAACAUCUCCCCCAGAGACUGGAGAAGGAAGCUGUGGAUUUCCACACGGUCAUCUCUGCCACAAAUGGUCCAAAGAGCAAGUAUCCAAUCAGAAGUGACAUCAGGUGGAAGCAAGACUUCACCGUGGUAGCAGUAGGAAAUGAUGAUGGGUCUGUGGAACUCUUCACCCCUCCAAAUUUACGACUCAUCUGUGUGAUCAGACUUCAUCAGAAGCUCGUCAACUGCGUCCGCUGGCACCCUCUGUACACCGCCGCCUCGCCCACCAUGUCACCGUGCCGACACUGGGUCGCUACAGGCUCUAAUGAGAACACGGUGUACGUGGUGGACCUGACACAUAUCAUAGAAACACUAGGUAAAUCCAGUGAUGUUGUCACGGUAACCUCUAGCACCGCCCAGCUGGAGGGCCACAGUGGGCGUAUCACAGGGUUGUCAUGGAGCCCACAUGUUGAUGGACAGCUGGUUUCAGCAUCUUAUGAUGGAACAGCACAGGUUUGGAAUGUUCUGAACAAAGAGCCAGUGGCAAACUUUCGAGGACACAUCGGUAAACUGCUCUGUGCGGAGUGGAGCCCCCUGGAGGAGGAUGUGGUGAUGACAGGGGCAGACGACUUCACCUUGCAGGUGUGGAAAAUAUCGGAGCAGGAAACCAAAACUUGUCCGGCUGGUAAACGAAAAAGUAAAGGAAGAUCAAAAAGCAAGAAGAAAGGCAUAGAGGUGGAGAAAAGCCCUGAUACCUCUAAUACAGACAUUCAAGGAGAAGGUGUGCAGUUGACUCGUGAGAUUGAAGAGCUCCUUGCGGUCAAGAGAAGACAACUCUUGGCAGAAUGUAACUCCACAGAUGUGGAUUCUGAUAGUCAUGGCGGAGUGUCUGUACAGAGGCCAGUGGAACUAACAGUGGCAGAUAUCUUAGGAGAAGUUGCAACAGCUGAUGAAAGUGACGAUGAAGAGGAGAGUUCAGCAAGGGGGGAUAAAUCUAAAGGCCAGAUUGUCUCCAGGUCAGAUAAUGUUCGGAAAAAGAGGAGAACAAAGUCCUUUUUCCCCAUACUGGCUGGUCGGGAAAACUGCAGUAGACAACAACAACACCAAGACCUUCUGACUCUGGUGAAGAAGAUUUAUCUGUCGGAAAGUGAAGAUGAAAAUGAAGGCUCGUCUGAUGAACCAUUUUACCUGGGCCUCUACCUGAGUCGGCGUGCCGUGUACAAGUGUUUAAAGAGAGAAGGCCAACAUCAUCUUGAUCAUGAUAACAUGGACUAUUAUCUCCAGCUGGAGAUUUGGAAGGGAAACAUACGGGGUGCUCUAAAGUUUGCCCGGGAAAGAGAAGAGCUCUCUGAUUGGUUGGUGGCUAUGGCCCCAAUGGCUUCUCACCAGAUGUGGGUGGAGGCAUGCCAAGAUUACGCCCUCCAGCUGGAGGCGGAGGGACAGUUCCACAAAGCAGCCUCUUAUUACCUGGCCGCUCACAAAGUCUACGACGCCAUUAAUCUCUUCCGAAGGCACAGAAUGUUCAGAGAAGCUGUAGCGCUAGCCAAGUUGAGGUUGUCUCCCUUGGACCCAGCCCAUGAAGAGCUGUAUGCCACUUGGGGGCAGCAGCUGACGAAGGAGGGACAUUUUGAACAAGCAGCCAAAUGCUAUGUGGCCAUCAAGCAGGUGAGGGAAGCUGCCAAAGUCUUGGCUCGUAGGACCGAUCAGCAAAGUCUGAGGGCCGCAGCUCACAUGAACUUCAUAGCCAGCGAGAACCAGGAAGGGCUGAUCUAUGCUCAGAAGGUCGUUCAUCACCAUCUCGUGUCGAAGAACUGGGCCAAAAUCCAUGAGUUUUGUGAGGAGAGCAAACAGUUAAAGGUAUUCAUCCUCCUGGCUUGUCUGCACGAAUUGAUGCUGAAGGAAUUGCCGAAUGUGGAGCCCAGCCUUGAGAGCCUCACAGAUCAGGCAAUGUUUACACAGCAGGCUAAUACGGAGCAGGAGAGCGCCUCUUCUGUCAAAAUACCUGAAUUCAUGGUCGACUUGAAUGAGAGUGAUCCAAUGUCGCCUUGGAAACCACAUUUAGUCGGGAACAAGACAUUCCCACAUCAUGUCCUGCGUUUGUGGUGCACCCGCUAUGAGGUUGCCAUGGAGAUGUGCAGUCUGGAGGACCUGUACACAACGUUGAAGACGAUCCACCAAAGUCCAGGCAGCGUGGACACUCCUCAGUUACUGGUUCAGGUGUCUUAUGAACUAAGCCGGGCACUUCUGAGCCUGCUGCUCGGGGACACGCCUGCGUCCAUUCGACACUUCAAUGUCGCUGUCUCUGCCUUACAUACGUCUGGGGAUCACACCCUCAUGCAGGCCAUAUGUAGGUUGUUCUUCCCCUUGGGUCCGAACUAUGUUCUGAAGCUGCAGCACGAGGUGACGGCUCUGAGAGUUCUGAUGAACAUAGAUAAUCACAAUCCAUACAGCAGCUCUAUGAAGUCGUAUGCCACCCGGAAAUACUGGUCAGAGCCUAGGGAGGAUGACCUGGUCUCUAACGGCGGCCUACGAUGUCGAGAGCUGGACUGUCUCAGAGCGUAUUACUACGUUGCCGUAGUUUACCAUUUGCAGGAACAGUUGUCACAUCCCACGGCCAACACCCCUGAAGUUAAUGUUGUAGGUGAAUCUGAAAGUGCUGGUGUCAGUGGCGAGUGCAGAGAAUCAUCUCAGUCAAACUCCAAAAGCAUGACUGAAAAUCCACAAAAAACAGAAAGCUCUGUGGAUGAACCUUGUAAGGGAACUGCAAACUCUGCAGUUUCCUUGGAGGUCGGUGUUAACAACGCGUCAAGGUCAGAUUCUCCUACAAAGGAUGGUUCAUCUGUGAGUAUGUGUAACAAAAGCUCAAAGUGUUUAAACAGUGACACACCAGGCCCCUCUUUGGACUUAACACAGGGUUCAGCGCCACUUUCUGGAGCUUUGUCUUCAGAAAAGAGCCGAAGCUCAAGUUCAGGUGAGGUAAGUGAGGAACCUAUAGAUCAGGGGACUGAGUCUCAACAAGAGGCAUCUCUCCUCUUAGGCCUGUCGCCAGAAGUCUGUGAUAAAACUCUGGCGCAAUCUCCCAGAUGGGACAUUACGUUAUCUAAACUGAAGUAUUUAUCAAAGUGUCUACUAUGGGAUAUUCAGGGCAAACGUGUGGCUCUGACAGAAACACUUGGGUAUGUGCAUAGAGCCAUGUCACAACUUCUGCUCCAUCAGACUGAGCUCAUCCAGACCCAGACUAGGGGAGACAACUCUGGUGAGCAACAGUCGAAUGGAGAAAACAGCGAGCAGCAGACAACUUCCCCUGUGAAAAACAAUGGUGCUGAAAAGGUACCGCAUCUCACAAAUGGUACGGGAGUGCAAGCAGACACCGAAAGCAAGAGUGAUAUUGUCGUGGAAGAACAAUCCAUUGGUGAGAAACAACUGCCAGGCUUACUUUCAGACGUUGUUGUUGGUUUGCCAAAUGAAACUUUCAACAUUGCAGGGCUAGACAACUAUGUUUCUAUCAGUGAUUUGUGGAAACAUCCUUCCCUGUCAUCAGACUAUUUACAGUCCCCUAAUCUGAAUUCUCCAUUCCAUGACUAUGUGAAGCCCAAAAAAAUCCUCUGGAAGGACAGCCCGGAAGGAUCUGCCAUCAGCUCAGAAAUGUCGCGUCGAAAGAGCUUGGAUUUCUCCUGGUCCCAUGACAAUGGCAGCCUUCCUGCAGAGUGGAAUAGCUUACCUGUGGAUAAAAAAUACACACAGCCUUAUAUCACCCAGGAUAUACUGCAGCAGGAAGAGGAGUUCAUCAAAGGGGAACUACUGAGGGGACCUGAUGCAGAUCAGGUCAUUUUUCCAAACCCGUUGCACAGUGCAGGAUUGCUUCUUGAUAUAUGUGAUAUCGGCCUACAGUCAGUGGAAGACAAAAUCUGGUUUAGUGAAAGAGUUGCAGAUUGGGCACUGUUCUUUUCUGUUACGUCCCUUGACAGGGAACUCUUCGCAGCCAAAAGGCUGAAAAACCAACCAUCAGCAGUGCCACAUUGUAGGUAAAAGCAUCCACAGUACAUUACUACAUUAGAUACAACACCUGUUUUACGAAUAUGCUGAUGGACAGAGAGGCACAAAGUGAGAUCUAACAAUAUUGGGUGUGUCGACUUAGGCAGCCGUUAUAUCCAGUUAUUUCUUCCUAAUUUGGUACAUAAUUUAGUAGCCCAUACUUACAGUUGGAAGGUCUGCCAGCAAGCUGGGAAUGGUCGUAGGUACAGACGUGUUGUCAGACAAAAUGUUUAUGACAUGAAACCCAACAUUUCACGCACUCGCCUCCCUUGAACG